AUGCAGAGGUUUAACUGGAAAUUGACGAUAAAACCGAACAUCGUUGCUUUAAGAUUGUUAGGAUUGUGGCCUGAAGGGAACGAAGGCUACAAAAAAGAUCUGUAUGCUGUAUAUGCGUUCACAUUUCUAAAUUUAUUCAUCAACUGCCACAAUUUUUUCCAAGCAGUGAAUAUCUUCUUCGUGUACACCGAUCUUGAAGCUUUGACCGCCAUAAUAUUUGUAACUAUCACCGACCUUCUAGCAUCCAUAAAAGUGUACUAUUUUGUUCGCAACAUUAAACAACUUAAGGCCCUUAUGGCAGCUUUAGACACACAAGUAUUUCAACCGAGAAGGUUAGAUGAGGAGCACACAUUCUAUUAUGGACCGAAGUUUUGGAGGUUUAUCUAUGUUGUGUAUCAUUUUCCUGUCAUCCCGACUUUAACCGCCUGGACUAUUUAUCCUGUGAUGGAUGGUUCGGUCAAAGAUUACCGGUUACCGUUUUCUGCAUGGUAUCCCUAUAACAGUAGAAUUUCGCCGUACUACGAAAUUACUUAUGGUUAUCAAGUGCUGUGUAUCUGGUUUUCGGCUUUUGCUGUUAUUAACACGGAUUCCAUGAUAACGGCGUUGAUGAUGUUUAUUAGGGCUCAAUGCGAUAUUUUGAACGACAGUGUGAAAAAUUUGGGGAGUUUAAGUAGCGCAGAUUAUAAUAGCAAUCUGCUACAGUGUGUGCAUCAUCACAGGACUAUUAUCAGUUUUGCAAAAGAUUGCAACAAAUUUUUCGAUCGAAUUGUUUUGGGGCAAUUUUUCACCAGUGCGCUUGCUUUGGCUUUGACUAUGUUUCAGUUAACAAUAGUUGCACCACUCAGUAGUGAAUUCUAUUCACUUAUAUUCUACACGGGUUCCAUGACAACCGAAAUUUUUCUAUACUGUUGGUUCGGAAAUGAGGUGGAAAUUAAGAAAUCCUUCACUCGCGCCCUAAAGUUCGACUUGAGUACAGUUAGUAUAAAUAUUGUUAUGGAUAAGUUUGACUGGAAACUGAAAAUUCACAUCAACAUCCUCAUCCUAAGACUGGUGGGAUUAUGGCCGAAAAACAACCUCUAUAAAUCGAAUUUUUACACCCUCUACGCCUUCAUUUCCAUAAAUUUGUUUAUCAACGCUCACAACUUCUUCCAAGCAGCAAAUAUUUUGUUCGUUUACAAGGACUUGGCAGCGUUAACGGCUAUAAUAUUUGUGACUUUUACCGACCUUCUGUCAUCAGUUAAAGCAUAUUAUUACGUACGGAAUAUGAAUAUACUCAGAAGACUCAUGUCUGACUUAGAAGAAGAAAUUUUUCAACCGAAGAGGGUCGAACAGCGACUUUUGGUGCAACAAGGUCUAGAUCAGUGGAGACUAACCUACGUAGCGUUCUGGGUUCCAGUGGGCACAACGCUACUUCUGUGGGCAAUUUUUCCUGUCAUGGAUGGGUCCUUUAAGGAAUAUCGGCUUCCAUUUUCGGCUUGGUACCCCUACAACACCAAAGUUUCGCCGCUUUAUGAAAUUACCUACGUUUAUCAAGUUAUCAGUAUCUGGUUCCUUGCCACUGCUAAUUUAAACAUGGACACUAUGGUAGCGGCUUUGAUGGCCUGUGUGGGUUGUCAGUGCGAAAUUUUAUGCGACAAAAUGAAAAGAUUAUUUGGGUGUGAUGCUGGAACAACGUUUGGUAGAGAGUUAGUUGAUUGUAUACGACAUCACAAGAAAAUUUUAAGUUUUGCUGAAAACUGCAACACUUUUUUUGACAAAAUUGUUUUGGGGCAGUUUUUUACCAGCUCGGUGUCGCUGGCUUUGGCCAUGUUUCAACUGACGUUGGUCCAACCCUUAAGCAGCGAAUUUUAUUCCCUGUUGUUCUACGUUGGAUCUAUUUCGGUGCAAAUUUUUCUUUAUUGCUGGUUUGGUAAUGAAGUUGAAGUAAAGGUAAGAGUAUUGGUAGAAGUUUUAUAUCUUUCGGUUUUGAAUUCUGGAUACUGGUUAUUGUGA
Zophobas morio is the source of this 1992-nucleotide messenger RNA. Its product is annotated as odorant receptor Or1-like. The transcript is spliced from 6 exons. Bases 1 to 1992 code for a protein of 663 amino acids. Gene Ontology annotation, cellular component: plasma membrane. Gene Ontology annotation, biological process: sensory perception of smell; detection of chemical stimulus involved in sensory perception of smell. Gene Ontology annotation, molecular function: odorant binding; olfactory receptor activity. NCBI's taxonomy places the organism in Eukaryota, Metazoa, Arthropoda, Insecta, Coleoptera, Tenebrionidae. The record is from RefSeq and is a predicted model, not a curated record.